AUGAUAUUAUUCAUUGAACAUGUGUCGAAGAAAGUAAAAGAGGUUGAAGUGAAGAUCAGUGAACAUGAGGUUAUAAUGAAGGAGAUUCUAGGCCCAAACUUCACAGCCAUAGACGAUUCAAUCAACCAGUCCAUUGGGAAAUACAGAGACUUCCUACAAGCAACAAAGAUCAAGAACUAUCAGCGAGACACAGAGGACUACCAGCUCCACCAGGUCUACGCAUGGGAAGGACCAAGGACGGGAGCACCGAGAGGCCGACGUAGGGACACACCACUGACCGGGGGACGCAGAUACGCAGCAGCUGGAGGACAUGGAAAUGCUCUUUCUCUCUGAGUCUCUGGAGUUGGAUUUUAAGUUCUCCAGUAGCGUGCGGAGACUCGCAACAAGCGCAUUCCAAGAGGACUGAGAAUACAGAAGGAGCCUACAAUAGGGAGAAACGACAAAGCUUUCGUUCAGAAAUGGGGUGAAAUCCUCAACAAAUGUUCUAUAGAUUUAAUGAUAUUAUUCAUUGAACAUGUGUCGAAGAAAGUAAAAGAGGUUGAAGUGAAGAUCAGUGAACAUGAGGUUAUAAUGAAGGAGAUUCUAGGCCCAAACUUCACAGCCAUAGACGAUUCAAUCAACCAGUCCAUUGGGAAAUACAGAGACUUCCUACAAGCAACAAAGAUCAAUAAAUAUCCGCGAGACACAGAGGACUACCAGCUCAACCAGGUCUACGCAUGGGAAGGCCCAAGGACGUUGUGGAAAUGAAUCACUAUACUUUAUUAAAAAUCAAAGUUCUUACAGAGUUUUUGUUGAAUCAAGAUUUACUUUAUUGAAUUUCAAUAAAAGGAAGCUGGUCUGCAGAGUAGCCCCUCCUCUCCCUCUCUCUCUCCAUCUUAUAUAGUGCCCUCCACACACCCUAGCUUUAAAAUCCCUCUCUCUUCAGUUUCCCGCUCUUUUAUUGCUCCGCCGACUCCCUUUGUCUGUGGUGGCGGCUAAAUUCGACUUUCAUUCAGUUCAGAAUCACAUAGUACUACAAUCAAUCACUCCCCUGUCUUGCAAAAAUACUCAUGUUUAGUUUAGACUCUGUUCAACCCCGGCUCUCCCGGGCUUAACCGGAAGACCGAUUCUUGGACAUGACAGGUCCCUAAAUCCUUCAACCCCACCCCAUCAUGCUGUAAUCAAUCAAGAAGAUAGCCAAGGAGAGACAAAGGUCUAGCCCAAACUCCAUUCUACCCUGGUUCUGCUCCCUUCACUGUGUUUGAAGAGAGAAACAAAAGGCCACAAGCUAGUUUCAGUCUCUGAUGAGAUAAGACAGCCAUGGAUUUAAGUAAGAGCGAGCAAUUUGACCCUAGGUCAGAUUGCCUCUUUACCCCCACACACACAGUGAAAUGACCCAAUUAAAUUCCUGGCCCAGUAACACAAAAUUUUAACUCUAUGUUCGCGAUUAACUCAGUUUUAUCUCAUAGUCCAUUAAAAAAUACACAUCAGGAGCACAGAGAGGCCGACGUAGGGACGCACCACUGACCGGGGGACGCAAAUACGCAGCAGCUGGAGGACAUGGAAACGCAGACACAGAGGCAUCCACUGAGAGCGAAUUCCCUACAGACAGCGACUCCAGCUACCAUCGCACACAGACUUAUUUUUUAGCCCGAAAGCAGUACAACAAUAAGGCUCCACAAAAGAAAAGAAACGAUGUAGGAGAGGCAUGUGGUCAAAGAGGGGUCAGGAACACAGGCCAUGGACAUGGAGCUACAGCAGGACGC
Coregonus sp. 'balchen' is the source of this 1745-nucleotide messenger RNA. NCBI's taxonomy places the organism in Eukaryota, Metazoa, Chordata, Actinopteri, Salmoniformes, Salmonidae. The record is from the annotation of a GenBank genome assembly.